UUGGGUUUGUUGGCGGAAGCAGUUGCGGGCUGGAGGGGAGCUGCCUGGGGUUGUGCGUGCGCCUGCUGAGGCCGAAAACCAACCGGAAAGCACAGUGAGGGGAAAGCAGCUGGACAAUGCUCCCUGGCAAAGUGCUGCAUUGCUCUUUUCCUUCCUUUCUUUUCCAAAAAGGCCGUACGAUGUCCAGUUGGCUGAAUAUACUAUGAAUAAAAUGAAGCCUUCUCUAUCACACUGUUUGACCCUGGGUUAUUUUUUAAUGUUUUUCUAUUGUGGGUGUACUUCAGCAAAAUGCCUUGAACGUGACUGCCACCCACAUACUUGGGACAAGUUGAUCCUUGUUCAUCAUUGGCCAGUGACCGUUUGCAAGAUGAAUAUGAAUGAUUGUGAUGAUCCCCCACAGUUCUGGACAAUCCAUGGAUUAUGGCCAGAUAAAGGAGAAGACUGUAACAGAACAUGGCACUUCAAUGUGAAUGAGAUUGAGGAUCUUCUACCAGACAUGAAACAAUACUGGCCUGAUAUACUUCAUUCAUCUCUAAAUAGCACCCGUUUCUGGAAGCAUGAAUGGCAGAAACAUGGAACCUGCGCAGCCGCAAUAGAGCCUCUUAAUUCUCAAAAGAAAUAUUUUGGUAAAGCAUUGGAUCUCUAUCACAAAGUGGACCUCAACAGUUACCUCUUGAAAGUUGGAAUAAAACCAGGCCAUACACAUUACCAGAUGAGUGCCAUAAAAGAAGCCCUUACAAGUUUUUAUGGAGUGACACAAAAAAUUCAGUGCAUUCCUCCAGAAGAGGAUGAAGAUGUGCAAACGAUUGGUCAAAUUGAAUUCUGUUUCACCAAAGAAUUGGAGCUGAGAAACUGCACACACUCGAAGACUAAUUCCUUCCUAAUGCAGAAUAACUUGAAAUUCAGACAUGAGGAGCUGUCUAUCUGUAAUGAUACCCUGACAAGUUACCCUUUAGAGGUUUAAUUUUAAAACUGAAGCAACAAGAGCUUGACAUGUUUUGUUGUAAAUAUCUUAAAAGAAAAAAAAUUGAGAUCUUGGAAAGCAACAAGAACAGCCCUUUUUCAGUAGGUGAUGAUACUACACUUGCAUACAUUUCUGGAAUCUUGGAAGCAUUAAUGCUUUUGAAGUACUGCCAGUGGAAAGUGCUUUUCAGUUAGAGGCAAUGGUCAUCCUAAUCUCCAUUACAGAGGUGCUAAUCUAUUUUAAAUUCUGUGGGUAAAUGAGAUAAGAAUAUGGUUCACUUUUUUAAAAAGGAAAGUAUGCUUAAAAGUGAAAACUGUGACUUAAAAGUCCAUGGCUUUGUUUCCAACACGACUGAUUCUUUAUCUGGCUAUUUUCUUUUGUAUUUGCAAACAGAGCAUGACUUAACCCCUUGGCCCAAAAUGACUAGAAAUAAUGGUCACAAGCUGGCAGAGGGUAGAUUCAGACUAGACAUCAGGAGGUGCUACUUCACUGUCAGGGCGGCUAGGAUCUGGAACCAACUUCCAAGGGAAGUGGUUCUUGCUCCUCCCCUGGGAGUCUUCAAAAAGAGGCUAGACAAUCACCUAGCCGGGGUCGUUUCCCCCCAGUACUCUUUCCUGCCUUGGCAGGGGGUCGGACUUGUUGAUCUACUCAGAUCCCUUCUGAACCUACAGACUGUGAAACUAUGAAACUUGAGGAACCUGCAAUCACUUUUGAAUGGUUCAAGGCCAGCAUUCUUCAGAUAUAUAGGCUUAUGUAUUUUUUCAGCUAUAUCCAGUACCAAGAUGGUUGCUGCUUCUCCUCCCUGGAUCUAUAGACAGCAGUGGCAGAGUCCAGUAUUAGCUCUCCUGCAGCCACUGGUGAGGUUGUAGCUUUGAAUCCUCACUGAUCUGGUUAAAGGUGGGUGAGCUGCUGCAUGCAUUCUGUAACAUCUUGAUGUGGCUUCUGGUAUAGAAACAAUGUUUUAUUAUUUCCAGGAAUUUACAUAAAGAGCUAUUUACACCAAAUUAAUAAGUCUUGCUAGUGCCCUUGCAGAUGUCUGGGACCUAGCCUUGUUGCUGUCAUGCUACACCAAGAAGUUCUUGCUGUCUCACCCACAAGUAUGGAAUGCCGCACUUCCUGGACACUGUGUUUCCAGGAGGACUUUGUCACGCAAUCAGCCAUGACUCUGGAAAAAUCUUUUUUUCUACAUUCAGCCUUUUAAAAACAAAAUAUGUGUUUUGCUUGAGCAAGGGAGGAGGGGGCAUGCAAGCAAAUAUCCUUCUUAGCUUUUAAAAGGAGGUUUCAUCUAAGGGAAGUUAUUCUUCAGAUGCAGGAACAUACUGUAUGGCAGUAAUUCUUAGUCUUUCUGGGUCCAUUACUUGACUUCUAGUCAAAGCCUGAUUCUUCCACUAGAACUAUUGGGUUACUGUCCCGCCUUCAAGUGCUGAAACUCCAGGUUGGGAACUGCUGCUAUACGUCCUGACAGAGAAGUUGUUUUGAAAAUAUUAAAUCCAGUAUUAGUUAGGAAAGUAAUACUUCCUCUUAAAGUCCAAUUAAGAGUGUCAACAGUUUUUUGUUUUUUCCAUCUACCUCUCUCUGUCUCCCAUAUACCAUCUUGUAUUUUAGGAAGGCCACUACUCUCUCAUUCCAGAAUGCUGUGGUGUUUUGAAGAGUUUAUUUAAAUAGUGGAAACAUUAAUAAACUGAAGGCAAAUACUUUCCAUACUCUACAUUACUUCCCUUUCAUGCUACAAAGGUCUUUCAGAUUUUACUGCUUAUCUCUUCAUCCCAGGGGGCAGAAAGCUUUACUGAUAUGAAUUGGAUAAUAUAAAGUUCUGCUCCUUUUAAAAUCCAUCCUGUCCUGUGGAAGACAGUUGCCCCUCCUUCUCCUUCUCUCCUCUUUCCCCCCUCCCCCCCAACCAAAGAAAAAGCCUUAUGUUUGUGUUCUCCUUUACAUAUAAAAAAAAAUAGCUUGAUAGAACUGAACUUUUAAGUCCAGGGAUUUUAAAGGGACAGGAGUGAAUUUUGCUUUGUUGCACCAUUGAUACUGACUAGGUGUAGAAGUAAGUUGUAUUACUGUAUAGUUAAUGAACCAGAUGCUGAUACUGUAGCACGCAAUGCUUUCUGUGAUUCUUGUAUGGUAAGCCUGAAUAACAAGUUAGUGGCGAUACAGAUGCAACAAAAUGCAUAUUCUUCUGUUGAAUCUACACGUGAGCUUCAAACAGUGGGAACCUGCAUAAACACCAAAGAGCAGAAGUUGGUUCAAAGAGUAAAGAUAAUCCAUGGCUCAUGAGAAUUGCUUUGGACAUAUUCCAGAGAAAGGCAGUGAAAUAUUCAUAGCUGAAACAUCGUCUUCUGCGGAGGUUAUGAGGUCCAUAGUUGCUUGACCAAGGUUGAUUUAAUAGCUGAUUAUUCAAUUCUUCUUUUCUAGCAGGAAUAGGUAAUUGGGAGGAUCUUUUAAAAUUAAUUAGUUCAAUGAUCUAUAGAAUUUUAUGGGAAUUGUUGAAUUACUUUGUCAAUGUAUAGUACCUAAGGCUUUUGAGGAACGCAGCCUGCUAGUUGAAACAUUUAUAUUUUUAAGAGGGAAAAUCACAUUUUAAAAUCCUGAUAAAAAUAUUUUCAUGAAAUGAAAUAAAUAUUUUUUUGGAAGUCA
Molecule: messenger RNA, 3595 nt
Organism: Alligator sinensis (Chinese alligator)
Lineage: Eukaryota; Metazoa; Chordata; Crocodylia; Alligatoridae
Gene: RNASET2
Product: ribonuclease T2
Exons: 11
Coding region: 203-964 (253 amino acids)
Biological process (GO): RNA catabolic process
Cellular component (GO): extracellular region
Molecular function (GO): RNA binding; ribonuclease T2 activity
Source: RefSeq, a predicted model, not a curated record